Conger conger (European conger) is the source of this 5895-nucleotide messenger RNA. RefSeq names its product liprin-alpha-3-like. Gene Ontology annotation, molecular function: protein binding. The coding region runs from base 1 to 3711 and encodes 1236 amino acids. Gene Ontology annotation, biological process: synapse organization. NCBI's taxonomy places the organism in Eukaryota, Metazoa, Chordata, Actinopteri, Anguilliformes, Congridae. The record is from RefSeq and is a predicted model, not a curated record. Gene Ontology annotation, cellular component: presynaptic active zone. The transcript has 31 exons.
AUGAUGUGCGAGGUCAUGCCCACCAUCUCCGAGGACGGGAGGGGAGGGAGCGGCGGGGGGCCCUCCUCUCCAGCGGGGGGCGGAGUUGGGGGCGGCAGCGGAGGCGGGAUGGGGGCCAUGGGAGGCGGGUACGGGGGACAGAGGGGCGACGAGGGGGGCAGCACUGGGAACCUGGAGUCGCUGAUGGUCAACAUGCUGACGGAGAGGGAGAGGCUGCUGGAGAGCCUGAGGGAGACUCAGGACAGCCUCGGCACGGCGCAGCUACGCCUGAGGGAGCUAGGACACGAGAAGGACUCGCUGCAGAGACAGCUCUCCAUCGCCCUGCCACAGGAGUUUGCAGUGCUGACCAAAGAGCUGAAUGUGUGCAGGGAGCAGCUCCUGGAGAGGGAAGAGGAGAUCGCUGAGCUGAAGGCAGAGAGGAACAACACACGGUUGCUGCUGGAGCACCUGGAGUGCCUGGUGUCCCGCCAUGAGCGCAGCCUGAGGAUGACGGUGGUGAAGAGGCAGGCUCAGUCCCCCGCUGGGGUCUCCAGCGAGGUGGAGGUGCUCAAGGCCCUCAAGUCACUCUUUGAGCACCACAAGGCUCUGGACGAGAAGGUUCGAGAGAGACUACGCGUGGCCCUCGAAAGGGUCUCUGUUUUAGAGGAGGAGCUGGAAUCUUCCUCACAGGAGGUGCUUUCUUUAAGAGACCAGAUUAAAAGGCGACAGCAAGGGUUAGAUAAUGGGAAAGAGCGCCUGCCAAAUGGUCCUUCAUCUGUGUUGGAUGAUGGAGAGAUUGACCGGCAGAGAGAGGGAGAGAUUGAGCGCCAGAGAGCAGAACUCUCCCAACUGAGAGAAAGACUGGCUCUCAUGUGCCGACAGGUAGGAGAAAUCGAGGAACAGCUAGCUGCUGCCAGGAGGGAGGUGACAAAGUCUGAGGAGGCCAAUCAGAAACUCCAGAGAGAUGUUAAAGAGGCUCUUUGUCAGAGAGAAGAUAUGGAGGAGAGAAUUACUACAUUAGAGCGCAGGUACCUCAGUGCCCAGAGGGAGGCAACCUCACUCCAUGACAUAAAAGACAAACUAGAGAAUGAACUGGCAAGCAAGGAGUCUCUCUACAGACAGAGUGAGGAGAAGAACAGGCAGCUACAGGAACGGCUGGACGACGCCAAACAGAAGCUGCAGCAGACACUGCAGAGGGCAGAGACCCUACCAGAGAUCGAGGCCCAGCUUGCACAGAGAGUGGCUGCUCUAAACAAGGCGGAAGAACGUCAUGGCAACUUUGAAGAGCGGUUGCGACAGAUGGAGGCACAACUGGAGGAGAAGAAUCAGGAGUUACAGAGGGCGAGACAGAGAGAGAGAAUGAAUGACGAGCACAACAAACGCCUCUCUGACACGGUGGACAAGCUGCUCUCAGAGUCCAAUGAGAGACUCCAGCUUCACCUGAAAGAGCGAAUGGCAGCCUUGGAAGAGAAGAACGCUCUUUCAGAGGAGCUAGCAAAUAUGAAGAAGAUACAAGAUGAUCUACUCGCAAACAAGGACCAGCUGAUAGCUGAGCUGGAGAGGAUUCAGCUGGAGCUGGAUCAGCUGAGAGGGCGGCCUGGCUCCUCGUACUCCAGGUUAGCCACAUUGGCGAUUGAAGGGUCCCUUCCAGGAAGUGCUUUAGAGCUGAGAUACUCCCAAGGGGGCGGGUCCCUCCCGGCUGGCUCCACCACACACCUGGAUCACUAUGGCAACGCAGCCUCUGGGGCCGUGGUGAGGCGGACCCACCGUGGGCGAUGGGGUGCAGCUAGAGAAGACGCCAGCAAGUAUGGAGAAUGGGACAACAGCAACCUGCUGGGCGGCGGGUUCGAGGGCGGUGUGGAGGGCGGAUGCUCGGAUGACGAGGAGGACAGGGAGACGCUGUUCGGCUCGGAGCUGCUGUCGCCCAGCGGACAGACGGACGUGCAGACCCUGGCCAUCAUGCUGCAGGAGCAGCUGGAGGCCAUCAACAAAGAGAUCAAACUGAUUCAGGAGGAGAAGGAAAGCACAGAGCUGAGGGCGGAGGAGAUCGAGAGCCGGGUCAGCAGUGUUGCGCUGGAUGGCCCCCCACUUCCCCCAUCCUCACUAGGCGGAGGAAGGGACGGGACUGGUCGGGGCUUCAUCCCCCCCUCUCUCACCUCCUCCACCCUGGCCUCCCCUUCGCCUCCUAGUUCCGGACAUUCCACACCUCGCCUGCCUCACUCCCCCGCCCGGGAGACCGACCGACCGAACAAUAAGGAGGAUGACAGGUCCCUGGCCCUGCUGGACUCUACUCCUCCUCCCACUCCUCGUGCACUACGGUUGGACAGAAUGACCCACACUCACCCAGGGGCUGGGCUCGAUGACCAUCGUGAAUUCCGCAGUCUCUCAGCAGAUGGCAGCAGUUCCAACAGCAGUCAGGACUCCCUUCACAAAUCCAGUAAGAAGAAAAGCAUCAAGUCUUCCAUCGGCCGCCUCUUUGGAAAGAAGGAGAAAGGGAGGAUGGGUCAACCCGGAAGAGAGUCUGCAUCACUGGCCUCUACACCCUCUGAAGACCUGGGCUCGGCAGACCCUCUGGGCCUGACCAAGCUGGCUGGAUCUGUGGACAAGGAUCGCCGGAGCAAGAAGAAACACGAGCUGCUGGAGGAGGCCUGUCGUCAGGGCCUACCCUUCGCCUCCUGGGACGGGCCCACUGUCGUCUCUUGGCUGGAGCUGUGGGUGGGGAUGCCAGCCUGGUACGUUGCGGCGUGUCGAGCCAACGUAAAGAGCGGGGCCAUCAUGGCUAACCUGUCGGACACAGAGAUCCAGAGGGAGAUCGGCAUCAGCAACCCGCUGCACCGGCUCAAGCUGCGGCUGGCCAUCCAGGAGAUGGUGUCCCUCACCAGCCCCUCCGCCCCGGCCAGCACACGCUCUUCCACCAGUAACGUGUGGAUGACACAUGCUGAGAUGGAGUCACUGACUGCCGCCACCAAACCUGAACUGAAAGAGAUUAGCUGGGAUCAGAUCCUGGCCUAUGGGGACAUGAACCAUGAGUGGGUCGGAAACGAGUGGCUGCCCAGCCUGGGCUUGCCCCAGUAUCGCAGCUACUUCAUGGAGUCCCUGGUGGAUGCCCGCAUGCUGGACCACUUGACCAAGAAGGAGCUGAGGGGGCAGCUUAAAAUGGUGGACAGCUUCCAUAGAGUCAGUCUGCAUUAUGGCAUCAUGUGUCUGAAGAGAUUAAACUAUGACAGGAAGGAGCUGGAGAGGAGGAGAGAUGACAGUCAACAUCAGAACAAAGAUGUGAUGGUGUGGUCGAAUGAGCGUGUGAUGUGCUGGGUCCAGACUGUGGGGCUGAAGGAGUUCGCAGAUAACCUGACAGAAAGUGGGGUUCACGGGGCGCUGCUGGCUCUUGACGACACUUUCGACUACACUGACCUGGCCCUGCUUCUGCAGAUCCCCAACCAGAACACACAGGCCAGACAGCUUCUGGAGAAGGAGUAUAAUGCUCUCAUCUCCAUGGGAACAGAGAGAAGGCCUGAUGAGGAUGGCACAAAGACCUUCACUCGCUCACCCUCAUGGAGGAAGAUGUUCAGAGAGAAGGACCUGAGGGGAGUCACCUCGGACUCCGAAACAUUGCCCCCAAAUUUCCGUGCCUCAGCCAUCUCCACACCCUCUGUGACCUUGAGGAAAGUUCAGACUGAAGUUAACUCCGGGUCCAGAGGAGAGUCCGGGUCAGUGAGGACAUACUCCUGCUGAAACACACUGGGGAUCCACUGGAUUUGUGUUUCCUUCAUUUGGAAAUCAACAGGGAAGCAAUGAAAAUAAGAACAAAAACUAUAUAGAUAAAUAUAAAUAGAUAUAAAUAUAUAUUUGUCUUACAAUUCUGCAAUAACAGAGAGAAUGAGAGAAACCACUUGCAGAGAAGAAAAUACUGAUGUUUGAAGAAAUGAGGAUGAGAAACAACAAAUAUAUGAAUAGUUGGAAGAGAUAAAAAAAAUCUGUCUGUCUCUCUUUCUCUCUGUCUGUCCACAAUUGUGCUGUGAAGCCGUAAGAUGGUUUUGAAACUGACUGCAGUCAUCCAUGGUAGCCCCAUCUCUGCAGAGUGUGUCACAGUUUUAGUAUGUAAAACUGCCCACUUGACCGCCAUUUUGGCUCUUAUUUUCUAUUCAUCUGAAGAGACAAAGCCUCUCUGGGGUGACCAUGGGUUCACUUUGAUCCCUCAGUCAUGUGCAGUGGGAUAUGAAUAAUAUGAAUAUGUUAUUGGUGUCUUCAUGUUCAAUUAGAGCUAUUUAUCCAGGCAACCAUGGUGGUGAAGUUAAUGUGAAUCCAUGGAAACCGGCAGUGUCUAUAAACUGCAACAGAGUGGAUACUGCCAUGACACAGGCAGCGUUUGUAUGCAAGUGGGCUGUAGUGUACUUCUACUCGGUUAGGUCAGUUCAUUCUAUCCUUUGACAACUGUAUUGAGGUCUCAUUCAGUUUGCCUGGCUGAACUCAAGUUUGUGGUGGAAGGUUGACCUAUGAUUUCUGUUUGUAUAACAGACUAAACCUCUAUUCGAUCCCAUUCGAUCUGGUCUGUCUGGGACAGAAAUAGACAGCAGUAGAGAUGAUACACCUCCACGAACCGGCAGUGGAAGAUCUGAAAGAGGAUAGAAGAACAGACAAGCAAAAAGAAAGUGUAUAGGCAGUGAUGAAGAGGGAUUCAUUUUAUGCACGUAAGCCAUAACAGAAGCAAAGAAUGAGUGACAGGGAAUGAGUGGGGGAGGACUAUAUAUAAACUCAGUGACCACUUUAUUAAGUACAGCUUGUUAAUGCAAAUAUCUAAUCUGUCAAUCAUGUGGCUGCAACUCAAUGCAUAAAAGCAUGCUGAUAUGGUCAAGAGGUCCCGUUUUUGUUCAGAUUAAACAGAAUGUGGAAGAAAUGUAAUCUAAGUCACUUUGACCAUGGAAUGAUUGUUGCUGCAUGAUAGGGUGGUUUGACUACCUGGGAAACUGCUGAUCUCCUAGGACUUCCAUGCAUACAGUCUCUGGAGCUUACAGAGAAUGGUGCAAAAAACAAAAAACAUCCAGCGAGCGGAAAUUAUGUUGGCAAAAACAACUUGUUAAUGAGUGAGGUCAGAGGAGAAUGGGUAGACUGCUUCAAGCCGGCAGGAAGGUGGCAGUAACUCAAAAAACAUGUUACAACACUGGUAUGCAGAAGAGUAUAUCUCAACACACAACACGUUGAAUCUUGAAGUGGAUGGGCUACUGCAGCUGAAUAAAUAACCAAUAAUGUGGUCACUGAGUGUAUACAUGUAUAUGUAUGGAGAGAGAGAAGGGGGAGGGGAGAGAGAGAGAGAGAGAGAGAGAGAGAGAGAGAGAGAGAGAGAGAGAGAGAGAGAGAGAGAGAGAGAGAGCACAGAAUAAUAUGCAGCUAGGGGGCACUGGUGAACAAAAUAAGUUUAUCUUCUGUGUUCAAAUGCAUGACAAACCAACAGUGACAAUGAACUCAACUUUAGAGAAAGACAAUUAUAAUGAAUUUAAAAGAUAUACAUUAUUAAAUGAGGUGGGAGUUUGUCGGAACAGUUUGUAAAAUGUGUGUAUUUUAUUUUUUAUUUUUAUGAUAACUACUUAUUUCUGUAUGUAUGUUUGUAUGUAUGUACGUAUGUAUGUAUUGAAUAGCUGUAUGUACUUGUUCAUUUAUUACUUGAUUCUGACUGACUGUAAUUCACCUUAAUUUAUUUAGUUUGAAAAGUAAAUACAUUUUAAAAAUGGACAGUAAAAUAUGCUACUUGUACGUGUAAAUUUUGAGAACAAAUUGUGUUAUGAUUUAAAGGAAAAAUAUUAAUAAAGAAAACAGUCAUAUCAAUGGAAAAUUACAAGACAAACAUGCAAUUACAGUAAUGAUGAUGAUAAAACCAAAAUUGGUGAAAAUAAAAAAAUAUACAAUACCACUUAAACAGAA